AUGGAUGUUUUCAUGAAAGGACUUUCAAAGGCCAAGGAGGGAGUCGUAGCGGCUGCUGAAAAAACCAAGCAGGGUGUGGCAGAAGCAGCGGGAAAGACAAAAGAGGGUGUUCUCUAUGUAGGAUCCAAAACCAAGGAAGGGGUAGUUCAUGGUGUGACAACAGUGGCUGAGAAGACCAAAGAGCAAGUGACGAACGUUGGAGAGGCCGUGGUGACAGGGGUGACUGCAGUAGCCCAGAAGACAGUAGAAGGGGCAGGGAGCAUUGCAGCUGCCACUGGCUUUGGCAAAAAGGAUCAUUUGGGCAAGGGUGAAGAAGGAGCUUCCCAGGAAGGAAUUCUGGAAGAUAUGCCUGUGGAUCCUGACAAUGAGGCUUAUGAAAUGCCUUCUGAGGAAGGGUAUCAGGACUACGAACCCGAAGCCUAA
Molecule: messenger RNA, 423 nt
Organism: Rangifer tarandus platyrhynchus (Svalbard reindeer)
Lineage: Eukaryota; Metazoa; Chordata; Mammalia; Artiodactyla; Cervidae
Source: the annotation of a GenBank genome assembly